AUUAGUAAAAUUCCUUCAAAUGAAAUAACGAAAUUGAAAAAACGUGUACACCGCCCCCUCCGCUCAGCCCACCUAAACCCCACCGCCGGCGAUUCACUUCUUCCUCCGCCGGCGAAUUCUGCAAAAUCUCAUCCGACGAUCGGAGCUCAAGCACAGGACACGUGGCGUAACGGAAUAACACCACAUGACCAAAUUCGAUACAGCAGCCCCUCUCAACCACCCCCACUACCCCACGCCCCUGUCCGUGUAUCGUUUACCCACGCACUCUCUCUCACCUCCGUCAGCAAUCUCUGUCACUCACUGACUAAUUCGACAAUAUUUUUAUAUAAUUGAGUUUUUUUGUAGAGAGAGAUUGGAAAAAGUUACUGACUAGAGUACAAAAAUUAGGGAGUGUGAAACUGUCACUCUCCCCCAAUUUGCCGUUAGUUUUAUAUUUGGGAGUAGGAGAGAGAGAAAAAAGGGGAUUGUGAAAGGUGGUGGUGGUAUUCUGGUAAAUAAUAUCAAUCGCCGCCGCUGUUUUCCGAUGACAGGUGUAUCGAUGAACGCGGUGGCGGUGGCCGGGAUUGUCACUAGGGCUUUCUAUGCGGAUUCGCAGGAUAUCAAAUUUGGGAACCCGUGGUGGUUUGUGUACGCGAGUAUUUCGUGUUUCCUCGUUCUCUUCGCCGGAAUAAUGUCGGGGCUGACGUUGGGCUUGAUGUCACUCGGCCUCGUCGAACUUGAAAUUCUCCAGCGGAGCGGCACCGCCAUCGAAAAGAGACAAGCUGCAAUUAUUUCGCCGGUGGUUAAAAAGCAGCACCAACUUCUCGUGACUCUGCUACUAUGCAAUGCCGCUGCCAUGGAGGCUCUACCUAUAUUUUUGGAUAAACUAUUCCACCCCGUUGUUGCUGUUAUACUCUCCGUGACAUUUGUGCUGGCUUUUGGUGAGAUUAUUCCUCAAUCGGUAUGCUCUAGAUAUGGGCUGGCUGUGGGUGCAAAUUGCGUUUGGCUCGUGCGAAUUUUGAUGAUAGUAUGCUAUCCUAUUUCUUACCCGAUCGGAAAGAUUCUGGAUUAUCUAUUGGGCCACAGUGAUGCUUUGUUUAGGCGACCUCAACUAAAAGCACUUGUAUCCAUUCAUAGCCAGGAGGCUGGUAAAGGUGGUGAACUUACUCAUGACGAAGCAACAAUUAUUAGUGGAGCACUGGAUUUGACAGAAAAGACUGCAGAGGAGGCUAUGACACCCAUUGAAUCAACUUUUUCCCUCGAUGUCAAUUCGAAAUUGGAUUGGGAAGCAAUUGGAAAAAUCCUUGCACGGGGCCAUAGUCGCAUUCCUGUGUAUUCAGGAAACGCGAGGAACAUUAUUGGACUUUUACUGGUUAAAAGUCUUCUCACUGUAAGAGCUGAAACCGAGACCCCAGUUAGCUCUGUUUCCAUCCGAAGAAUGCCUAGGGUACCGGCUGAUAUGCCCUUGUACGAUAUUCUGAACGAGUUUCAAAAGGGAAGCAGCCACAUGGCAGCUGUGGUGAAGGUGAGAGAGAAGGACAAAAAGGUCAUUUCAUCUAAUGAUCACGAAAAGAAAACGUUGACCAAUGGGGAUUCACAAUUGACCAAACCUUUGCUGGACAAGCGAGAGGGACAAAUAAGUAAUAACAGUGUUGUUAUCAACGUAGACAAGUCUCGGCACAAUGGUUUUAUGACACACAGUUGGAAACACACAGUAGAGGACAUUGACGAGGGAGAAGUUAUCGGCAUAAUCACCUUGGAAGAUGUAUUUGAAGAACUUCUGCAAGAGGAAAUUGUUGACGAGACAGAUGUAUAUAUUGAUGUACAUAAAAGGAUACGAGUAGCUGCUGCAGCGGCAGCAUCAUCUGUUGCUCGAGCACCUUCAAAUCGUCGGCCGAGUACCGGUCAAAAGCUAUCACUAGGAGGUCAAGGCAAGCAAGAACCAAAUACAAACAAGUUACAGGAAUGAGGGUUUAUUCCAUGAUGUUUUAAAUAUGCUUUGAAUUUUGAUCUACAUAUGUACCUUGGUAGUUUGGGAAUAUGAGUUUGUAUCAGAUUUUAUUUUAGUAUAAUUGCUAAUUACUUUGUAUAAUAAUAAUAAUAAUAAUAAUAUUUUAUAUAUAUUUUUA
Erythranthe guttata (spotted monkey flower) is the source of this 2108-nucleotide messenger RNA. RefSeq names its product DUF21 domain-containing protein At4g14240. Gene Ontology annotation, biological process: intracellular manganese ion homeostasis; magnesium ion homeostasis. Gene Ontology annotation, cellular component: cytoplasm. NCBI's taxonomy places the organism in Eukaryota, Viridiplantae, Streptophyta, Magnoliopsida, Lamiales, Phrymaceae. The record is from RefSeq and is a predicted model, not a curated record.